This is a messenger RNA of Anisakis simplex (herring worm), 198 nucleotides long. The record is from the annotation of a GenBank genome assembly. Lineage: Eukaryota; Metazoa; Nematoda; Chromadorea; Rhabditida; Anisakidae.
CUGUCCAGCUACAGUCGUAUGCGGGUACCGUUCGGACGGAUUUCUCGAGUGGAUAUCCUGGAGGCACGGAAAGUACUCCAGAAACUUGCCAGUCUACGAGAGGAAUUAGACAAGAAACGCAAUGAUAAGGCUGAUGUGGAGGAAAUUCAUAAAGUUUAUCGAAAACAAACCGAAACUUCGAAUCAAUUUUAUAGGUGA